Messenger RNA from Lingula anatina, 993 nucleotides. RefSeq lists its product as uncharacterized. Lineage: Eukaryota; Metazoa; Brachiopoda; Lingulata; Lingulida; Lingulidae. The record is from RefSeq and is a predicted model, not a curated record.
UGGAGGGCGUUUUGUUCAUGUAUGUAUAGGCCAACAAUAACCGGCAGGCUGUAGUUUAGUCAGGUUUAGACAAUAGCAGCAGCUAAAGUCGUCGUGCGUACGCAAAUCUCGUGCGCUCAACGAGACUGCUGUAGAAGUUGAUGGAAUUUGGACUAAUCCUACGACUUUCUGCUGACAUCAUCUUGCCUAGGUUCAUCCAUUCUUGGCUCACUGAUGACGUAGACAGUCUACAUCGUUGAACAUUGGAAUCAAGGUAAACCCGUGCUAGUAGCAUUAAGCUCCUAUUUCAGCUGUUCCUUUAAGAAAUUCCUCGGCGUGAGCAGCAUGUCGUUGAUCAAAGCUCUCCCAUUUAUGACAUACACUGUCCUCCACGGCAGUUUAGCGUACAAACAACAGAUCAUCAUCUUCAGUGGACAGAACUAUUCCCCCGCCAUCGCUAUCCCCUUCCUCAUGGUGGCCUGCGGGGGGCUGUUGGACAACGUAAGACUUGCCAUGGGAGCUCUACGCGGCCCCGCGGGAGCUUCGUUGCAAUUGGCUGAUUUGUGUUUCUUCCUCCAUUACGUCAUCGUGCCCUUGACCUUCACCAGUCUGGCGUAUAUCGCAGUCGGCAUGUUGCAGGGUUAUGAUUGGUUGAUGACAGGGAGCUAUCUUCUGACGGCGGCGUUUGUGGUUCAUGGACUUGUUACCUAUCACGGAAAAGUGGCGGGAAAUUAUGCCUUGUCCUUAGAAGGUGGGAUUGCGAAAUGGACAGUGGACAGGAGCAAGGUCAAGGUGACCUUUGACAUGAUUCUUCCCGUCAUGCUGAUUGGUUUAUUUGGAGUGAUUGUUGGCGCUAUUGGCUGGUGGCAGAGGGGGUGGGCGUGGCUGUUCUUCUUGCAGCUCGCUGGUUUUCUGGGUCAAGCAAUGGUACCGAGCAUGAAAGCCGGCGGCAUGUACCUUUCUAACUUCCUGGAGGUGGUUUUCCUGGCAAGCAUGAUGGCCACUCAAAUAUAA